CACUACAAAAAGCUAUGUGUGUGUGUGACUGAAAGACUUUGUUCCUUCUUUACUCUUAUUCAGCACUGCAGCAGAAUAGAACUGCAGCGUAAGAUCCACCCAAUGUUCUAGUCCUCCCUAUUCGGUGGCCCUUUCAGCACUGAGAUCGCGGACAGCUCCCUGUGCAGAGACUCCACAGCUGCUGCUGAGUGGAGAGCAGGCUGGACAGAGAUGCAUACUUCAAGUUCCCUCUAAUACAUCAUCUCUGUAACAACAGAGGCACCUAAUCCAUCAAACCAGACUUGAGCUGUCAGUUGCAAAAAACCUAGUUCUUGUACACAAUGGAAGAUACCUACAGAGACAGGACUUCUCUGGUGAGAGGUGCUAAGGACAUAGCUAAAGAAGCCAAGAGACACACAACCAAAAGCCCGAACAAAGGGAGGAACGUAGAGCAUGAUGGAUAUGCCCACAGGAUCCAAGAUCAGUUUCCAGAUGAAGAGGCAUAUUACACACAUGGCAACUACAAUGAAGAACCCGAGGAUGAGGGAUCAAGUGAAGCAACAGAAGGACACGAUGAAGAUGAUGAGAUAUAUGAUGGAGAAUAUCAAGGAAUACCCGGUCAAGGAAAAGAUGGGAUGGUUGCUCUAGGUCAACCUAUCCCCGAUGAGCAUAAAGCCCGCCAUGAGCUGGAAAGUGAAAGGAAAGCUGAUGAAGAAGAGCUAGCACAGCAGUAUGAACUCAUUAUUCAAGAAUGUGGGCAUGGACGUUUUCAGUGGACCCUUUUCUUUGUGCUUGGCAUGGCUCUUAUGGCUGAUGGAGUUGAAGUGUUUGUAGUUGGAUUUGUGCUGCCAAGUGCAGAGACUGAUAUGUGUAUACCAGAUUCAAGUUCUGGGUGGCUUGGCAGUAUAGUCUAUCUGGGCAUGAUGAUAGGAGCGUUCUUCUGGGGAGGCCUAGCGGACAAAGUUGGGAGGAAACAGUCUCUACUAAUAUGCAUGUCUGUCAAUGGAUUCUUCGCCUUCCUGUCCUCCUUUGUCCAAGGCUAUGGAUUAUUUCUAGUCUGCCGGUUACUUUCUGGAUUUGGGAUUGGAGGAGCUCUACCAACUGCAUUUUCCUAUUUUUCGGAAGUUCUUGCAAGAGAGAAGCGAGGAGAGCACUUGAGCUGGUUGUGUAUGUUUUGGAUGAUAGGUGGAAUAUAUGCAUCAGCCAUGGCUUGGGCCAUAAUCCCACACUACGGAUGGAGUUUCAGCAUGGGAUCAGCCUAUCAGUUCCACAGCUGGAGGGUUUUUGUCAUUGUGUGUGCCCUUCCUUGUGUAUCUACUGUCGUGGCCCUCACAUUUAUGCCUGAAAGUCCACGUUUCCUCUUAGAGAUUGGAAAACACGAUGAAGCCUGGAUGAUCCUGAAACAGAUUCACGACACAAAUAUGAGAGCCCGUGGACAACCAGAGAAAGUCUUUACUGUUCACAGAAUCAAGACUCCCAAGCAAAUAGAUGAACUGAUUGAAAUUGAGACAGACACAGGGACUUGGUACAGAAGAGGCUUUGUCAGGAUUCGCACAGAGCUGUAUAGCAUCUGGUUAACAUUCAUGAGGUGCUUUGACUAUCCUAUCAGGGAUAACACAAUCAAACUAACUGUAGUGUGGCUCACUCUGUCAUUCGGCUACUAUGGACUAUCUGUCUGGUUCUCAGACGUCAUCAGGCACCUCCAAGCUGAUGAAUAUGCUUUAAGAGUCAAAUAUUUUUAUGGGGAAAAUAUCUCCAACUACAAUUUUAACUUCACUUUGGAAAACCAGAUACAUAAAAAUGGAGAGUUCAGCAAUGACAGGUUCAUCUCGAUGAAGUUCAAGUCAGUUGUGUUCCAGGAUUCUGUGUUUGAGAAAAGUUACUUUGAAGAUGUUACAUCACUGAACACAUACUUUAGGAAUUGCACCUUCAUAGAAGCACAUUUUGUGAACACAGAUCUUGAAAGAUACAAGUUCACUGACAGCGUACUUAUCAACUGCACAUUUGAGGAUAUGAAGGUCGGAUGUCAGAUCACCUUUGAUGAUGACUACAGUGCCUACUGGAUCUACUUUGUGAAUUUCCUGGGCACCUUGGCUGUUCUUCCAGGCAAUAUUGUAUCAGCUCUUCUAAUGGACAAGAUUGGCAGGUUAACAAUGCUGGGAGGCUCUAUGGUACUUUCUGGUGUCAGCUGUUUCUUAUUGUGGUUUGGUACCAGUGAGUCUAUGAUGGUGGGAAUGCUCUGCGUAUACAAUGGUCUUACUAUUUCGGCAUGGAACUCUCUUGAUGUAGUCACUGUGGAGCUCUUUCCAACAGAUAAACGAUCCACAGGAUUUGGCUUUUUGAAUGCACUGUGCAAAGCAGCAGCUGUACUAGGAAACUUAAUAUUUGGCUCACUCGUUGGAAUCACCAAAGCCAUACCAAUUCUCCUUGCCUCAACCGUGCUGGUUUGCGGUGGUCUGGUGGGACUUCGACUGCCAGACACAAGAAACCAGGUGUUGAUGUAAACGGAAACAAAAGCCAUCUCCAAUAUUACUUUUUCUGAUUUUUCUUCAUAACAAUCAGCCUAACAGAUACAAAAUACUCAACCAAAAUCAUUGAGAAUCCCAAACACAUUCUGCUCCCAAGAUGUAGAUGUUUUUGCUGUGCAAUGUAUGUAGAACAAACGCUGUCUGACAUACCCUGCUGUUAUUUACCAUUUUCACAAGCUUUAAAUUGUGUGUAUGUUUUUAUGAUUUCAUCCAAACGUACAUUCUUCAGUGACCCUUUCAGCAUUAAACAGUAUCUAUAGCCUCACAGAAUGCAGGCACUUACAGUAAGCAAGUUA
Nanorana parkeri is the source of this 2803-nucleotide messenger RNA. RefSeq names its product synaptic vesicle glycoprotein 2C (gene SV2C). NCBI's taxonomy places the organism in Eukaryota, Metazoa, Chordata, Amphibia, Anura, Dicroglossidae. The transcript has 13 exons. Bases 321 to 2483 code for a protein of 720 amino acids. Gene Ontology annotation, cellular component: membrane. Gene Ontology annotation, molecular function: transmembrane transporter activity. Gene Ontology annotation, biological process: transmembrane transport; chemical synaptic transmission. The record is from RefSeq and is a predicted model, not a curated record.